Messenger RNA from Malaya genurostris, 3342 nucleotides. Its product is annotated as meckelin. The transcript has 8 exons. NCBI's taxonomy places the organism in Eukaryota, Metazoa, Arthropoda, Insecta, Diptera, Culicidae. Gene Ontology annotation, biological process: cilium assembly. Gene Ontology annotation, cellular component: ciliary transition zone; MKS complex. The record is from RefSeq and is a predicted model, not a curated record. The coding region runs from base 116 to 3244 and encodes 1042 amino acids.
CGAACUGGAAUCGUCAACCGAGAAUGGCUAUACUGUAUUUUCUGCGCGAUUUCCAAUGUUCUAGAAGUGGUAUAUAUUCUAUAAACAAAGUUAAUUGUCGGAUCAAUGCUUGAAUAUGGUACUGCGGCGACAGAUGACGUUAGGUGUCCGUGCAUGUUUACUGCAUGCGAUCGUAAGCGUUUGCAUAUCUAUUGAUAUUGCGAUGGCCCUAGCAAAUGUUGAAUUUUACAACAUAAAUGAAGUUUUUCUCUAUAAUUCUCCGGACAGUUGUAGAAGCAACGAAUAUUUCGAUACAUUCACCUUCAAGUGUAAUGUUUGUGAUGAAACAGUGCAUCUCGUUGCAAGUGACGAUUAUUUAUCGUGUACGUGUGACGAACGCUCGAUUCCUUGGCGUGAUUAUGACAGUACCACGCAGGGACCAAUCUGCCGCAACAUUAGCGAUUUCUUCGAUGUCCCAGGACCUCGUAUUGAACUGAUAAAGUUCUGUAGAGCUCGGCAAGUGGAACUGUUAAAUACAACCAAAUCAGGCGGCCGAAUCGUGCAAGUGCAUCGUAAAACAUAUCCACCGGGAAACGAAAGCACUGUCUGUGGUUGUGGUAACGGUCAACAAGAUGUCGUUACAUACGCGGAUCAGGUGGGACCGAACGAAAGUAUCCCUUACUGCUUACCGCAAUUAUUACUUAGAGAUGUUCAAAAUUAUCACCCUUUCAAACUAAAUCACCGCCACAACAGUAACGUGUACAAAAACAUAAAAUAUUUGAUUUUGUUUUGUCAUGUUAUGCGGAGCCCCCAACACUGUCAUUAUUUGGCUAACCUGUGCGUGUUAAGUUUCUACAGUCUGGACAAAUAUUCGCCAUGCGGCAUUUUUUAUACGUACCAAACUUACGACAUGUCGGAAGGGGCCAACGGCAUAUCGAAUGCGAUAGUGAGUGCUAAUCUUUUUGGAGCAGGAGAUGGCUUUGGAAAGGCCGCCAGCCUGUGGUCCCUCGGUGACAACGUAAAACCACCCUUAUUCUAUCGCCGAGGAAAGUAUGUUAAUGAGAUUUUGGAAAAGUAUUUGGAUUUUACGUACGACAUGAACGUCAACAAUCUGCAAAACAGUACGAUAAACUUCACCCUCAUUAGCUACGAUUUAUACGGUCAUCUGAAGAGUUUUCGUGCCAUGCGCCUAUCGGAUUUGAACUUGUGCGAACGUUACUCGGUCAGCCAGGAACAAAGGGUUCGCUUUGCUCGAAAUUAUUACCGCCGGUGUCGAAUAAGUUUGAGGCGACUGCUAGACGAUUUCGCCGGGCCGGAAUUCAUCAAUCUAUAUGCGGACUACUUUGAUCAGAAAGCACGCCUGUUGCGAUCGAUUCCGAUACUGGUACGGAAUGCGUUUUCUCACAACGAUCAAAUGGAGUCGGAAAAAUGGCAACUGGUCAGAAGAUUCCUGAUGAUUGAUGCCUUAUCCGGUCUCAAUGAAAACUUUAAACCUAAGCAUUAUGGUGAAGAUAUCAUGAUUGAGAAGUUUAGCUUUGUGCGGUAUGUGAAUAGUGUUGAGUUGGAGAUUCGACUGCACGCCGAUAACGUUAGGAAUCCUAAUAAAAUCGCAUUGCCUCUGGUGAAACUGAAAUAUGACAUGGUUAAUACGUCGUUAUGGAAAUCUAGAUUGUACUUCGAGGAUACCGUAGAUUUUGAUUUCAAGAUCACUUUCAUUAAAAAGUACAAAUUUGACUCCUUGCUUGAGAUACUUCUUCCAAUAUUUAUUUUAUUGGCCUUUGCCAUGACCCUCUUCCAAACGUUCUGCCACAAACUGCGCCAAAAUAAGAUGUUCUACGAUAUGGAGAUUUUUUUAAACUUUUUAGUGUAUCUUUGCUCCAAUGUAGCUACAGCUUUGCUUUCUGUAACGGCUGUAAUCGCGUUACACGUGCUGAUAACGUACAAAACACAGGAUAAUGUGAAAAUUUUACUUCCAGUUGAGGUCCAAAAUGCUCUGGAGAUUUUCAUUUAUCUGUCAUUCGCUUUUAAGUUGCUUAAAUUGCUUCGAGUUUCUAUACUUAUCUCUGGAAUCGAUAUUUUCUUCAUCGACUGGGAACGGCCAAAAAUACUUGAAACCGGCAUUGGGAACCAGCGCACAAACCUACUCGAUACAUCUUCCAUGACGUCUAGUACUACAAACCGUCCUUCGUGCGACAACGUGUCAGCUUGGCGGAAUUACUUUAUUGCCAAUGAGUGGCAAGAGUUGGCCACUAAGAGAAAAAUUUCCAUGUUCGCACAUGUCAUUUUUUUGAUUUCUGCCUUCUCUCUGUUCGGGUUCGAACAUUGGUCAUCGAGAAGUUUUAAUAUGCACCUAACUAAAAAUGAGGAGAAUCUAGGAGAUAGCGACAAAGUUUUGAGAAUUGCAGUGGGGAUCAUUGUGUACGGAACUGUUUACCUCAUUCAACGAAUAUACAACUUCAUAAUCUACGAACGUUUCAUCGAGAACGCUAUCCAGCAGUUCAUAGACAUAGCAUCGAUUGCCAACAUUUCAGUCUUCAUCUUAUGUAUGGAAUCGUAUGGAUUUUACAUUCACGGUAGAUCUCCUCAUGGAUUUUCAGACACUGACAUGUGUUCGAUGAUACUUCAGUUCAAAAGGGAGGAGGAUAAUCUAUGUGGAAAUCGGGGGCUUCUGCCAGGAUCGGAACAGCAAACAUACUCUAUAUUGGUUCCGAAAAAUCUGCGAACGUUCUACGAUAAGCUAAUCGCUCCGCUUAGAAACUCGUCUCAUUUUGGACCGCAUCAGCACCUCAAUCAGACUCAUUUGGUUGGUAGUACCAAACUAAGUAAUUCGGCAGUCAUCGAUGGUCCAGGAGGACAGUUCGAGUAUAACUUCGAAAGAACAGUAUUGACUUAUUAUAAUGUGAAUCGAUUCUUCGCUGCAUUCGUCGAUCAUGCUCUUAAGGAUUUGGAUUAUAUUAUUCAAGAGAAAUCCAUUAUGGAAAGCAUACUAAACUGUGAAUUCCAGAGCUAUGUUACUGAAAAUAAGGGCGUUUUCUACAUUGACAAUGGACACUCGUUCGAUCAGGUGUUAUUCUAUGGAAACGAAUCGACAUUCUUCCAGCUUGAACUGGCAUUGUUUUUGCUCGUAGUUUUGCUGAGCGACAAUUUCCUGCUGGCAAUCGUUGUGGUCGGUGUGGUGUACAAAUUAUUUCGAAUAGCUAUGAACUACCUGUUGAAGAACAAUUUGGCCAAAAAAACUCUCAUUGACAAACGGUUUCUGAUUUGAGAUUAACUCUCCCGGAGAAAUCGAGCAAUUGUGCUAAACGUGUUUCAUUCAAAUAAGAACUACAAAAUAUUCAUCUGAAUAAACUCUUCUUCCAAUAA